AUGGCUCCAGUAAAUAACGACAGACAUCCAAAUCAUACAGGUACUAUACCUAAAACAAAGGCCAGAAAUAACUGCAAUGUACCCCAGGAAGCUGUAACUCCUACAAGAAGAGACAUGACAAGCAAUUUGGUGUCGACUUCCCUGGAUUGGGUGCCAGUUUCAGAAUAUAAUUCAAGGCCUAAUUACAAUAAAUCUAGAAAACCAUCAAAUAACACAUCAGAUCACGAGUUGACCGAUUUGGAUAAUUCCGUAACUUUUGAAAGUGGAUUUGGAAGAUUCGUGCCUGUGAGGCCUCAGCCAAGAGCAUUGCCUCUGAAUGUGCAAAAUCGUGAGAACAUUGCCAGUGAUCACCACGACGAUACCAGCGGAUCUUCUAUCACAGGACACUCAUUACAUCCUUAUGCACAUCAAAUGCAAAAUGGAUUAAUUCCUCAUUCAAAUCAUGCUGCAGCUGCUGUGAUGAUAGUCAAUCCAACUACACCCAAUGCUGUUACUGGAAAUAUAACACAGCCAUUCAAUACUCCAAAUCCAAAUAGAAAUAAUUUAUCAAGGAAUUUGAAUUCAGCUCGCAACAAUUUUGAAACCAACAAUAUUGCAAGUAAUAAUAAUACUACACCACCAAUUACCAAUUCUCGAACUGCGAAUAAAACUGUCAAUUUAGUGAACAAUAUGUAUGAUCAAUGCCAAGGCAGUUUUAACAAUCUAAAUGACAGUAACUCUAUACAUAGGGAGUCGGCACGAGCAUUGGGCGAAGCCAUAGUUGCAGCAUGCCCUGAUGCCGCCGCAGUAGAACGUCGGCUUGGGCAAAUUCGAGAAUACAUAAGAGUGACGUCAUCCCUUGUCGAUACUAUGCGAAAUUCUGAAGAUGAGGCUUUUAUUGAGCACACUAAAGAAGAAUAUGAUGAACUUGUAGAGAUGGUAAUGAAAUUAAAAGAAAGUGAAACUAAAUUAGUAGCUAUGUUAGGGAAAAUGAAGCCUGAAAAUGAAGAAGUUCCAGCUGCCGAUUCAGAUGAAAUUCAAGUUGCUCAAGUAGAAUCAAGUAAUCCAAAUGUAGCUGAAAAUGUUGAAAGUUCUUCUGAAACUACCUCGUUGAAUGAAAACACUGGCAAUGCCAAAAAUAUUAAUAAUAACAUUUCUGCACAUAACAGCCUUAAGAAAGUAACAAAUGUAGAAAAUGAACAAAUAAACAAAACUUUACAAAAUUUCAAAAGUUAUGAAGAAUCUGAUAUUAAUCCGGUUACAACUGCUCAAAUUGUAGAAGAGACACCAGAAGCUUCUCCACAAAACACAAAUAGUUUAAUGGAAAAUGAAUCGCAAGUAGAUUCUGACAGUAAAGUUGAAAUAUUAGAAAUUGAUUCAAUGCCUUGUAAUGAACCACCCAUCAAAAAAGAUGAUAAGCAUUUAAACGAUAUUUUACGGAAAAACAUACUGUCUUGUGUUGAAAAAGUAGCACUUAUUGAGGAAAUAAAAAAUCAAAGUUCCAAUCGAGUUCCAGACCAGGAUCUAGUGACGAGACCUGUGUCAGUACAGAGCAACGGAUCUAUUUAUAGUGAUAACGAGCUUUGGCCUAAUGAAUAUAAAACUAAAGUAGAAUUAUCUCAAAUGCGUAUGGCUGCACUGAAACAGCAAGAGAAGAGGCUUCUCAAAUAUCAAGAAGAAGCAAAGCAACAAUUAGAAGAAUUGACUAGGGACAGACAGUCUCAGGGAAUACAACCUUCAACAUCACAUGACAACUUUGCUAAUUUGCAGAAUCAAACGUUUAGUGCGAAUUUCCAUCAUCCGAACCGAAUGUACGCUGCGAACCAGAUUGGGGUGGCUACGACACUGCCACAUUCUACUGAAACUUUACACGGCCAACAAAAUUUGUCUGACAACUUGGACAAUGACCAUGGGCACGGUCAUAGUCAAGACGAACGGUUUGCACACCGUGACGCAAAUGUUGUCACUACUGAGGAAACCGCAAAUGGCGUGCGGGAUAGCGAAGGCGAGGAUGACGAGGGAUUAUUAGGGGAACGCGGGCGCAUGCUUCAAUUAAAAUUACGCGAGCUACAAAUGAAAAAACAACAUAUGGAGAACUUGGUAUCAGAGUUCCAAAAAUUACAAAUGGCGACGUGCAUAGAGGCAUCACACAAUACCUAUUCUAGUUCUGGGGAAGAUAGUGUAGAUGAAGAACCUACUCGCAAAUGUAACAAACCUCCAAGUGGAAAUAUAAAAAAUGAUGAUCCUUUUAAACUGAUGGAGAUAAAAGCUAUCAAGACUGCACUACAAAAGACGAAGGAUCUCAUGAGAUCUGUAGAGAACUACGAGGCAGAACAUUUGUCUGGUAUUCAUGAUGAGACGUUCUCAAUUCCAGGACAUUCUAACAUUCAUGACAACAAAUCGGAAGGCGGUGGAAGUGCUGGUGGUUGGUCAAAUGAAGGUAGCAUGUGCCGCGUACGGAACUCGUUACCGCAACGCCACAAGUUCACUAACGAGCAACACUCGCAACAGAUUCAACAACAGCAGCAACAGAUUCAACAACAACAAAUCCAACAACAACAACAUCAAAUUCAACACCAGCAGCAAAUUCAACAACAGCAACUACAACAACAACAACUCCAACAACAACACCAGCAACUGCAGCAACAACAACUCCAACAACAACAUCAGCAACAAGACAAUUUGCUUGUAGGUCAUGAAGCAAACAUAGCUUCUUUGCAAGAGCUAGCUCAAGAGCUGCGCAUGGAGACAGAGAAAAUAAUGGGUGAACGAGCACGCAUAAAAGACAUGAUCUCCAAUAAAGAAGUAGCUCGUAAACAAAAGAAAGUUAAUGAAGAAGUACGCGCUGGUCCUAGCGGGGCUCCAGGUCCAGCUGAACGUAGACAGAUGCAGCUGCGCGCUCUACUCGCUGAUAAGCAAAGAGAGCUCGAGGCUUUGCUUAACAAAGAGAAAGUUCUGAGCACCGAAUCAGAAGCUGAACAACAGAAGCCCGAUUCUAGAACAGGCUCAGUAGCAAACAGAUCUUACAACAGUGAACAGGAAGAACCAGAUUCACGAUCAGAGCCAGUACUGAUUGACUCACAAAACUCUAGAGAAAAUGAAACCUUCAGGGGUGGCAGUGGCGAUAACUCUAUAAGUGCUAGGUCGGUAAAUACAGUUCCGACGCAUUUGGGAAGCACAUACGCUAGCGAUAGUGACAGCGCUUCUAGAAAUAAAUCUAAUCAGAGAAAUCGAAUUCGAAGAAGACAGCCUCAAGAUCGUCACACCGACGACAUUGUAAAUAUGCCUCAAUCGAGCAAUCCAAAUCAAAAUGUACGACAUGAGCCUAGAGGCGAGAUUUCCAACGUCAAUAUGGUUCAACCUACUACACAACACGUUGAAAAUCCUGUCAAUAUGCCUUAUCAGCAGAUGCCAUCUCCGGUUUGGAACGGUCCAAAAUGCAAUCAGGACAUGCGCGCGAAUCAGUUCACGCAAAACACUCAUUCGCAAACCAUGGACAGACUACUUGGUACGCCUCAGAUGUCCUUUCCGCCAUCUUUGCCAUUCAACAUGAUGAUGCCUUAUGGAAUGGUGGGGGCAUGUGGGGGCGCGUGUGCAUGUGGCUGCGCAGCGUGGGGGGCUUGGUGCUGGCAACAACUGGCCCUGCACCAGCGCGAUCUACAUCAGCUCCGAGCACAGCUAGCACACUUAGAGGAAAGAUGGCGUGCAGAAACAGCGUCACAUACACUCAAUAACCAAGUUCCUCCUGGCAAUCGAGCCAAUAAUUAUUGGGAUAAUUUUCGCAGUUACUCUCGUCAAAACCUUCUCUCGGCUAACAGCAAGACAAAUGCAGACGGUCAUUUAGGUGUCGGGCUCCCGCAUAAUCCUCACCCUUUGGUGGAGCGAUCACAUAACACUCUACAUCACACUUCUUCUUCCACAUCACCCUCGAUCACACCGAAGAGAAACACCAAUGCAGCAAGUUCCUCACACAAUUCCGUUAUACAAGCUCAACAAGUCAACGAAGAAAUACCUAAUAGACAUAUCCGCAGAAAUAUGGCUUACGAACGAUCACUCUCGUUCUCAUCUGCGCCUGACGUAUUGAACGUCAAUCAAAACUCUGAAAGUGAUGGAAACGCACCUUCGCACUCGAGAAAUAUUGAUGAAAGCGGCAACUCCGCAAACGUAUCUAAUGUCAAUAUAAACCGACAAGAUGUCUCAUCUAACCCAUUCAGAAAUUUAAACAUCACAAAUCCGAUUCCUGAAAUAAUUCAAUCGCAUUCCAAUAAUCUAAAUUCGUCCACUAACAGCAAAAAAAAAUCUUCGUCGAAAUUACCCGCCAAGAAUUCGCCGAAUAGGCGUAAUUAUACUUUAGAUUAUUCGCAAACUAGCAAUAUCAAUAUUGCGAGUACAUCAGAAAUGCCCAACCCUAACUUAGCCUCUACGAGUAGCGAUGUGCACGAUAAAGCUACGUCAAAGUUAUUCGAUUUGCUAAGAGAAAACGUUUAUUCCGAAGUAACUGCACUGAUAGGUGUCAACGAGUCUCAUCCUGAUUUCUUGAUUCAAUUGUUUAGAGAAUUACAAUUGAUCAGUUCCGAUCCUCUGCGACAGAAAGUUUUACAAUCCAUUCGCAGUGUACUGUCACAAUACAGUUCUAUUUUAGAGAAUCGUGGUAGUGACGGUGUCCACGAAGUAACUAGAGUUGAGGACGGCAUGACGACUUCCGAGGAGGUUAACAAUUAUCAUGAGUGUAAUUCAACUCAAAACGCCUGUUCCAGUACCGUACAAGUCGAUAAUAAAAUAGUUCACUUCUUAUUAAUAAAAAGUGACGAACUUUUCACUAUGGAGUUGUUGGAUUCUUUGGCAUCACAAAUUCUAUGCACUGUAAGUGACGGCAGAUAUUCUCAACAAGCUAAAAAAAGAAUUCUUGAACUACUUUCUAAAUAUGAAGGUAUACGAGUUUGCGACGUAUCAAGUGAUAUCUUAGAAAAUCUGCCCCUUUUUAUGUCAUCACAUAAUGAAGCUGAUGAAUCUAGCCAGUUGGCGGCAGGGCGAUCUGAAUCUUCUAUUUUACAAGACGUAGCGGGAUCAUUAAACUUAUUUAGUUCCAGUGAUAGUCAGCUACAUCAACUUAACGCAUGCCCUUACGAUAUGUGGCCUGGUCAUGUACACAUGGAUAUUGAUACAUCUGAAUUGAACGACAAUAGCCCACGGUCCAGUCAAGAAGGAAAAGUUGACCUCAUCAAUUGUUCUGAAAUGCAUAAUGGUGAUUUGGCUGAAGCCGAUCAGACUUGCCAUUCCGAUAUCGAUAACAAUGCUCGCGAUGACGCGGAAUCUGCAGAGGCACUGCCUGACGUAGUGGAUACUGAAGAAGUGACGCCUACUGAGGCGGAAGCGGAAUGGCUCGGGCUUGACCGUGUGCCAACAAGGCUGCUCUUGGGAGAUUCAUCUGAAAAGCAAAAAGGUGAUUUUUAA
Diatraea saccharalis (sugarcane borer) is the source of this 5433-nucleotide messenger RNA. The record is from the annotation of a GenBank genome assembly. NCBI's taxonomy places the organism in Eukaryota, Metazoa, Arthropoda, Insecta, Lepidoptera, Crambidae.